Molecule: messenger RNA, 481 nt
Organism: Felis catus (domestic cat)
Lineage: Eukaryota; Metazoa; Chordata; Mammalia; Carnivora; Felidae
Product: pantothenate kinase 2, mitochondrial-like
Exons: 3
Coding region: 143-481 (112 amino acids)
Source: RefSeq, a predicted model, not a curated record
GGAUUGGCUUGCUGCGCGUUGGCGCAACGGAAGAGGCGGACGGUGGAGGGGGCGCCUCUGCUUGGGCUGGACUGCCGCGGAGGAGGCGACGAGGGUUUCGGCGCUGGGGGGCUGGCUUGGGCGGCAGCGGCGGCUGCUGCGGAUGGGAGCGGGCCGGCUCGGCGUGCCCAUGGAGCGCCACGGCAGAGCGGCCGACACCUACGCCUCGGCGGGGGAGCCGGCGCCCGAAGGGCCUGAUGGGCGGCGGCGGGAGCUGCUGCGGCGCCGGGCGAGUAGCGCGUCGGAGCCCCCAGUCGGGUCCUCUGCCUCGGCUUCGGCAGAGGGCAUUAGGCGAAACCGGCCCGGCUCCUACAGCGGCGCUCCCUCGGCCUCCCGUCAGCGCGUGGAAAGCCUCAGGAAGAAGCGGCAGCAGAGAUGCACCUGCAAGCCGGAGAGAGGGGAGAGAGAAUCUCAAGCAGGCCCGCGUGGAAUGCGGUGCUAA